AUGGGCUACAACACACGGCGCAAGUCGUUGUCGCUGCCGUCGCUCGGCAUCCACCUCCCAGGAGCCUCGCGAUCAUCCGCGCGCUCACCGCCUUCAACAAGCGACGCCCACCACCCGGCGAAGAAGGUCAAACGCACACACUCCAACUCGACAUCCGCCAUCACAUCGCCGUCCCGCCCAAUCGCCCUGCGCUUCGAUGAGUCGCGACCAAAAUCCUCGGGACGGGUGGCAGACACCCCGCCACCAUCGCCCGGCGGCGAGUCCAGGCAGGCAAAAGUCGACACCCAGGGCAUCGACGAUGAAAUCGUCGUCGGCGUGAUCGAACAGCUCGAGAAGACGGGCAACCGCCCCCACCUGCUCAAGGAACUGGCCUUGGUUCUCUCGCCCACCAUUCCCAUUGUCGAGAGGUACGUACCUGCACCACAGGCUGCAUCGCGCAGAUGCUCUGCGAACCCUGCCGCCAUCAUCUCGUCUCGCCUCGCGACGUACCUGAAGCGCAAUUGGACAGCCCUGUCGCGCUGCCCGCUCGAUAAGAAACUUGUCGGCACCCACCCGAAGCGCAUCUACUACUUUCUCAGCACGUGCCCGCACCAGCCCAUUCCUACAGAUGGCGGCAAUGCUGCAGCUGCCGCACGGAUCAUCACGCCGUCGCUGUCGUCCGCUGCCUCCGAGGAGGAGGAUCUCGAUGCGCGGUCGCGGGAUCGCAUGUCGCCCUCUCCCGAGCUCGACCUCUCCGACUACGAUGAGAACAGCGUCGACCCGUUCUCGAACCAGUCGCAUCCUCCGACCACUGCGAACAUUGCAAACAACCGCCGCGCACAAUCGCCGCCUUUAGAAAAAGACGAGCGCGAGUUUACACAGACCGCCUCGUUCCUCCAGCAAAGACGGAGAAGCCAGGAGCUCGAGCGCGAGCGUUCUGCCAGUGCUUCCGCCUCUGCCUCUGCCUCUGCUUCCGCCUCCACCGAAUCUACCACCAGCAGCGAUGUCGCCAUGGAGGAAGUACACACGAGCAUCGAAGAGACAGAAGAGAGCGCAGCGCGGAAGAACUCCGAGAUUGCUGUCGCACUCUUCGGCCACAUGGACCCUGCUACUGCUUUUGCCCCGAGCAGCCCUGCAUUAAAGCCAGUGCUACACAUCGAGAUGCCUCCCCCGGCUUUCAAGCCUCAGGCGAUACAGCUUGACCUUGAAGACCUGGACUGGACCAUGAAGAGUCCCGAGACCAUUGAGCUCGAUGAGCUCGAUGUUCUAUUCGGCGAAUACUAGGUCGCUAAUUUCUCACUUUUCGGACCAUCUACUCAGUAUACGAUUUACGAAUUUCCUGCACGCGUCUCGUUACUCCUUUCUACGAACUGUUAUUACUAUCUCAUCUUAUUCCUUUUGCGCGAUCGUCCUAGAUUUCGCCGCUCGCGCUGCAUCAUACACUCUGGAGUGGUUGUUGUAAUACAGGCUGGAGUUCAGUGGCUGGUGUUAUGGGAUCACUGGCGCUGGAUGAUGACUACUUGUACCAUUAGCUAUGUUUGAGUGUACGAAUGCUGCGUCAGGGAUUGGACUCGAGACACUGGCUGUCUGCUAGACACAAUCUUGACUGGCGUUAUUUGUUUCUGGACUGGAUAGGCUAGGCGGGAAAAGCGAACUAAAAUGCUCGUGAUGGUUUCGCUACAGAAAAGCGCUGAAUAGUCAAAUUGAAAAACAGUUUAUAUCUU
Parastagonospora nodorum SN15 is the source of this 1703-nucleotide messenger RNA. RefSeq lists its product as hypothetical. Lineage: Eukaryota; Fungi; Ascomycota; Dothideomycetes; Pleosporales; Phaeosphaeriaceae. The record is from RefSeq and is a predicted model, not a curated record. The transcript has 2 exons. The coding region runs from base 1 to 1263 and encodes 420 amino acids.